AUUGCUGGUCAGUGGUUAAUCCCAUUAGGGAAAAUAAAAUGGCGGACUUGGAUGAUGGUGAAGACGGGAACGAUUUUUUCCGCAGUUUUGCCGAUGUUCCCUUGAAUCCUCCGGAGAAAAGAGAUAUGUGUUCGAGGUGUAAGAGACCACUUGCAGUGUGUCUAUGCGCUCAUUUUCCUUCUCAUUUUCUUCAAAUAUCGACUACGAUUCACGUGUUGCAACAUCCUCGUGAGGAAUCUAGGCUUUUGACAACUGUCCCACUCCUGGAGGCUUGUUUGCCUCCAGAUAAAAUUGUCAUCAGACGUGGGAGAAGAUUCCACAAAAAUGAUUGGCCAGAUCUCCAUGAAUUACUCAACAAACCAACUACACUCCUUUUAUAUCCAGGACCUACAGCUGAAAAUAUAAAAACACUGGGUGAACCUCCCUUAGGAGAAAAUUAUGAUAUUAUUGUCCUUGAUGGAACAUGGAGACAAGCCAAGGAUAUUUUUCAUAACAAUCCAUUUUUAUGUCAAGCUAGACAGGUGCAAUUAGAGCAUGACCACAUCAGUGAAUAUGUGAUCAGAACCCAGCCUAACAGUAAAAGUUUAUGUACAGUUGAAGCCAUCGCUUUGUCAUUAUCUAUUCUGGAGAAAAAUGAGGAAAUUGCAGAGAUUUUAAUUCGACCUUUGAGGGCAUUGUGUAAAAUACAGUUGGAGCAUGGUGCUGUGGUACAUUUCAAUAAGGAAAAUGAAGACGAAAUCAUGUUAAGAGCUAAAAGACAAGAACGAAGUCAUAGAAAGAAAAUGGGUGGAUUGAGUGAAAAGGAAAGAUGACAAGAUAUAAGAAUAACGUCCAAGGAGAAACUCGUGAUUGACUAUUUAGCGUGGGUUUUUACCUUCCUUUUUAACCUUCAUUUUACCUAACUGGCGCUAUCGCAGAGCUUCUGGUUUGGAUACCGGUUUACAGAAUUUGUCCAAGAUAAGAAGAGGUAGACACGGGAAAACUUCGGAGUCCUAACUCAUUUGCUUUGUGGAAACAGUUUUGUGAAUCUGACUGUUCAUAUGUUUUUAAGAUAAUUUGUUUUUAUCAACUUAGUUUAUAAAGUAGCUUGGCCUUCGUAAAGAGUUUCUAAAGCUAAGGGUUUGAGCGUGAGCCCCCGUCACUUUGUUCAUGUGCUUUGUUCAUGGUGCGCUACAAGAUUUCAGUACAGGAUAUGAUAAUGUAGCAUGCACAGGCAAAACUUUGUCCCUUUUUAUUUAAGUAUCUCUUUGUGCACAUGGUUAUCAUUGAACCCAAAACUGUCGCACUGCGUUCACCAAGACGUGGCCACUCUUAUGCCUUUUUUAGCUCUUCUUUGCCCCUAGGCAGAAUUUUUCUGUAAAUAAAACUGAAGAAUACUUUAA
Pocillopora damicornis (cauliflower coral) is the source of this 1382-nucleotide messenger RNA. Its product is annotated as tRNA-uridine aminocarboxypropyltransferase 2. Lineage: Eukaryota; Metazoa; Cnidaria; Anthozoa; Scleractinia; Pocilloporidae. The record is from RefSeq and is a predicted model, not a curated record.